Adineta steineri is the source of this 570-nucleotide messenger RNA. Lineage: Eukaryota; Metazoa; Rotifera; Eurotatoria; Adinetida; Adinetidae. The record is from the annotation of a GenBank genome assembly.
AUGCCCGGUCAAAGACAAAAUAUUGAUGAUCAACCACCAUCAAAUAGUUUUCUUCAACAAAUAUUUGAAAGUCGUAUGAAAAAUGAAAUUGACGAAAAUGAUUUACUUAUCCUACUAAAUCAAACAGAUUUAUCACAUACAUUUGAUCGACAUUCGAAAUUUAAUAUUGAUCAUUCAAAAUUAUUAAUUGCAGCUGUAGCUCAUUCUAAAAGUACUUUGACAUUAGCAGAAUUUAUUUCUGUAGUAGAAUUACUUCAUACAUGGAGAAAUCUUUUUCGUCGUCAUGAUCUUGAUAGAAAUGGAAUUAUUGAACCAUAUGCUCUUGUUAAUAUUCUUAAUUCUUUAAGAUUUAAUUUAUCACCUACAACACUUGAAAUAAUUGUUAAACGAUAUUCAACACGAACUGAUGAACAUUCAUCAGCUAAAGUUUCAUUUGAACAUUAUAUUCAAGCAUGUGCUCGAUUAACUUUACUCAAUGAUUUAAUGCAUUCAAAAUCAACAAAUGGUUCACCGAGAAAUAUUUGUUCAUUUUCUAUCGAUGAAUUUAUGCAAUUGGCACUUAGUCUAUAA